Podarcis raffonei (Aeolian wall lizard) is the source of this 4002-nucleotide messenger RNA. RefSeq names its product T-box transcription factor 15 (gene TBX15). Gene Ontology annotation, molecular function: DNA-binding transcription factor activity, RNA polymerase II-specific; RNA polymerase II cis-regulatory region sequence-specific DNA binding. Gene Ontology annotation, biological process: positive regulation of DNA-templated transcription; cell fate specification; regulation of transcription by RNA polymerase II. Gene Ontology annotation, cellular component: nucleus. The record is from RefSeq and is a predicted model, not a curated record. The transcript is spliced from 8 exons. The coding region runs from base 293 to 2101 and encodes 602 amino acids. Lineage: Eukaryota; Metazoa; Chordata; Lepidosauria; Squamata; Lacertidae.
AAAGAAUGAAGCGCAGGCUGCAAGCGCCGCGACUCUGAGCGGCGCCGGCGAUCCGGGCGGUCGGUGGGUCGUCUGCGCUGCUCCGCGGAUCCAUGUAGCGUCCAGGCGGCCGCUGGGCGCUCUCACGUCGAGGCGGCCUCUCCGCUCGCCUCUUGCUGGGGCCCAGCCUCGUGAAGCAGCCAGCUAGCCAGCGUCGCCCUCCCUCCGGCCAGCGCUUGGGCAGCUGGCGGCGUGCCUGCCCCUCGGGCCGCGGGACUCGCCAGGCACGCACUCACCCCGUCGGGCGGCUAAAAUGAGCGAGAGGAGGCGCUCGGCAGUGGCCCUCAGCUCGCGAGCGCACGCCUUCUCCGUGGAGGCCCUCAUCGGCUCGCACAAGAAGAGGAAGCUCCGCGACUGGGACGACAAAGGCCUGGAUUUGUCCAUGGACAGCCUCAGCCCCGACGGGCAGCUGCCGGACGCCGACGACCCCGCCCAGUGCCUGGACCUCAACGCCAACGAUUCAGAGCAGAGUACGGGUUCAGACACUGAAGCAUUGGCUGAGAGGACAUCCUGCUCCUUUGACACACACUCUGACCUCACAUCCGGCGGCCCCAUCUCUCAACCACCUCCUACCUCAUCCAUGGAGGAGAUCCAGGUGGAAUUGCAGUGUGCUGACCUCUGGAAAAGGUUCCAUGAUAUUGGCACAGAAAUGAUCAUCACUAAAGCAGGCAGGAGAAUGUUUCCUGCAAUGAGAGUGAAGAUUACCGGACUGGACCCCCACCAGCAGUAUUACAUCGCCAUGGACAUUGUGCCUGUGGAUAACAAGAGGUACAGGUAUGUGUAUCACAGCUCCAAGUGGAUGGUAGCGGGCAACGCAGACUCCCCUGUGCCUCCAAGGGUUUAUAUUCACCCCGACUCGCUGGCAUCUGGGGACACCUGGAUGCGGCAGGUUGUCAGUUUUGAUAAACUUAAACUGACCAACAACGAGCUAGACGACCAAGGCCAUAUAAUCCUGCACUCAAUGCACAAGUAUCAGCCCCGCGUCCAUGUUAUCCGCAAAGACUUCAGCAGUGACCUGUCUCCCACAAAGCCAGUCCCCACAGGUGAUGGGGUGAAAACCUUCAACUUCCCAGAGACUGUCUUUACCACCGUCACUGCUUAUCAAAACCAGCAGAUUACACGAUUAAAAAUUGACCGGAAUCCAUUUGCAAAAGGGUUCAGGGAUUCUGGAAGAAACAGAACUGGCCUGGAGGCCAUUAUGGAAACAUAUGCAUUCUGGAGGCCUCCCGUGCGCACGCUCACCUUUGAAGAUUUCACCACCAUGCAGAAACAACAAGGGGGCAGCACAGGAACUUCUCCCACCACAUCCAGCACAGGGACACCUUCCCCUUCUGCAUCCUCUCACCUUCUCUCUCCAUCAUGCUCGCCGCCGGCCUUCCACUUGGCCCCCAACUCUUUCAAUGUCGGCUGCCGGGAGAGCCAGCUGUGCAACCUAAACCUCUCUGAUUAUCCUCCAUGCGCAAGAAGCAACAUGGCCGCCCUGCAGAGCUACCCAGGGUUGGGCGACAGCGGAUACAACCGGCUGCAGAGUGGUGGUGCGCCUGCCACUCAGCCCUCUGAAAACUUCAUGCCUCAGCGGACUCCAUCUUUGAUCUCAGGGAUGCCGGCUCCUCCUUCGCUGCCCAGCAAUGGCAAGAUGGAAGCUUACGGUGGCCAGCUGGGGUCAUUCCCGACUUCGCAGUUCCAGUAUGUCAUGCAAGCUGGCAACCCUGCCUCCACCUCAUCUUCCUCACAUAUGUUUAGCGGUGGCCACAUGCAACAGAGCUCCUACAACGCCUUUUCCCUUCACAACCCUUACAACUUGUAUGGAUACAAUUUCCCAGCUUCUCCGAGGUUGGCAGGAAGCCCCGAGAAACUGGCCAACACCCAAAGCACUUUACUCUGCUCCUCGCCUUCCAACGGGGCCUUUGGAGAGAGGCCAUAUCUGUCGACGGGAAUGGAUCAUGGGAUGCAUGUGAUCAGCCCGCCCGGCAACAGCCAACCACCAGCCAACGCUUGCGAUAAUAGACAAUACGGGGCUGUCCCAGGGUCCUCUUCACAAAUGUCAGUGCACAUGGUUUAACUGGUGCUUGGAGUCACCAUCCUGGUCGACAGUGAGCGAGGAUCUCGUCAUUUCUAUGGGAGAUCUCAUCCCUGUUGCUUUACAACUUUUGAAAAAGGACUUGUUUGUGAACAAUGAAUGGAAACACAAGCCAUCCUUAGCUAGAUCCCAAAGAACCUGAUAGCAGCAGACUGGAAUCAAGACCGUCAUGUAACUGAGUGGCUUCUGUUCCUAAUGGAUUUAAAAAAAAUAAACAAAGAAAAUGGCAUUGGUUGCAGAAAACCUGGGGUGGGGUGGGGAGACCUAUAUAGUAUAUGCAUUAACUAUCUGAACUUGGUGCGAACUGUUCACAACAGAGGAAGUCCAGUGUGGGUGUGCUGUUCCUUCUGUUUCCCAGCUCCAAGCAACAAGACGUCGUUUCCUAGAUCUGCACUGCCAGUAAGAGGCCCUUGUUGUAACAUCACCAUCUUUCCCUAUCUUGUCAUCUCCAGUCGUUAAGUUGAAUCUACGGCUUUCUCUCACCCACUGUAGGAAAAGAACAUUGUGUUUGAAGUGGGCAUUUUCUUCCUUGAGUAAUUUUUUUUGGCGUUCUUGCUGUUGGGGGCCUUUCACUCUCUCUAGACGACAAUAAUUUUCCUAACGAAAGCAUGUCAUUGAAAAGAGGGCGAAGGAGGAUUUAAACCAUUAAAAAAGGUUUUCUUUAACUUUGCAGGGAAAGGCUUCUGUUAAACAUGGUUGGUAGCAAAAAAAGAGGAGGAUCUCUGCUGCACAAGAUUCUGUGUUGAAAAUGCUGCGUAAGGGGAAACGGUGUUUACCGUAUUUUUCCGUGCAUAAGACACCCCAUGUAUAAGGUGGCCUCUAUUUUUUUAAACCCCAAAUUAAGAAAUUAAGUUGUUUAGCUUUUUGGGGGAGGGGGGUCACUUCUGCCAAUCGCUCACCUGCCUGCCCGCCACUGCCGAUUGCACACCUCGCCGCAACCGCCAAUUUUCUGCCCUCUCGCCACCACCAACAGCCCACCCACCCACUUGCCGCAGCUGCCAAUCACCUGCCCAAUUGCCACAGCCAAUCGCCAGCAGGCCUUGCCGCAGCCAUCAAUCACCCGCCCCCUCGCUGCUGCCAAUCUCCUACUUGCUGCUGCCAUUAAUCGCACAUCUCCCCUCUGCAUUCACUAUUUGUGUAUAAGACGACACCCAAUUUUUGCCUAUUUUUUAAGGCAAAAAGCACCGUUUUAUACACGGAAAAAUACGGUAAUUGUACGUACGUUCAGUGCCUUUGAGCUAUUGAUAGCCUAAGUAACAUUAGCAAAGCCAUAGCAAGGCAUGCUUAAAAUAUAUAUCACUCAGAGGAGUCAACUGGAAGGGAAGGAAGUCUCCAGACUGUGAUAAUGUCGAAUGACGAGUUCUGUAAGAGGCUAGGCCUGUUCUGUGAAAGUAUGCAGUCUAACCCCAGCCAUCUUGCAUGUACCAGGGGAGUGGUGAAAGCUAGUUAUUAACAUCAGGGGAAAGUCUUCUUAUCCCCUGCCCAGCUUGCCAACUGGACCAUCAAGUCAUGGCCAAUUUUCUUUCUUUCUAAAGUACUGUCCUCUUCUGGUUUUACUUCAGCUCUUUUAAAAGUAAGCAAACAAGUGACGCUGAGCACGUGCUAAGAAGUUUUAAAGUCGUGUGGAAGUCUAAACGCUGAGCAACAGAAUACAGAAAUUGCAGUAUAGAGAUUUGUUUUGAUGUGUUGUAGAUAAAUGUAUUUAUGUCUCUAGCGUGUGGGGGAGGGAGGGGAAUCAAUAUUAUGAAUAUUAAAAGAGGGUAAUAAAUGGGUAUGUAAAAUAUAUAUUAAGAAAGAAAAUGUAUAAAGAUUUGCCCUCUGCAGGGGACUCUGUUUGUAGGUGCCAAGCACAUAACUAAUGCAAAAUAAACCUUUGUUCCUUU